Molecule: messenger RNA, 1329 nt
Organism: Gadus chalcogrammus (walleye pollock)
Lineage: Eukaryota; Metazoa; Chordata; Actinopteri; Gadiformes; Gadidae
Product: endothelin-2-like
Exons: 5
Coding region: 194-718 (174 amino acids)
Biological process (GO): regulation of systemic arterial blood pressure by endothelin; regulation of vasoconstriction; vein smooth muscle contraction
Cellular component (GO): extracellular region
Molecular function (GO): endothelin B receptor binding; hormone activity
Source: RefSeq, a predicted model, not a curated record
CUGCUGCCUCUGUAGAACAAGAACUGCCUGACCACACCACAACUGGGACUCUCUCGCUCUCUCGCUCUCUCGCUCUCUCACUGGGAUCCACUGGUGUCUGUCGCUAAUACAAACCCUGAGGAUUAAAACAUAAAUAAGGCCAUUCGGGACAACUUGUGCAAAGUGUACUUUAGUAAAAGAGCGGAUAACGAAGAUGACCCGAGUGAUGACUUCGUCUGUGUGCAGGGAUGUGCUGGCCCUGGUGCUGUUCUUCGCCCUCAUGCAAGACGGUCUCGGACUCCCCUUAUCAGAGCCUUCGGAGUCACCGACCCAGAGCGCGCCCCCGCCGCCCCACCGCGUCAGGACAAAGCGCUGCUCGUGCAACAGUUGGCUGGACAAAGAGUGCAUCUACUUCUGCCACCUGGACAUUAUCUGGAUCAACACCCCGAGUCAAAUGGUCCCGUACGGCCUUGGCAGUCACCUGUCCCGCCGCCGCCGUCGCUCGGCCUCACGCUGUGAGUGUGCCCAAGGACGGGCCGACACGACCUGCUCCAGCUUCUGCCACCACAGCUCAGAGAAGCCUCAGGCUGUCAAGGCACCAACGAAAACCAACAAGAACAGCAGCAAAGGCUCACUGCUGUCUUCGUUAAGAUCUGUAGUCCACCACAACGCUGCCAUUGCCCAGAAGUCCAGGCCUGUGGGCAGAGGCCCGUCGGAGGCCAAACACUGGGGAGCAUGAUGGACAGCUAGAGAAGCACCCUCAGGAAGGAUAAGACAGAGCAAGCGCACUUUAUAUCACUGACACUUAAAAGCCUUUUGUUUUAAAACUGAAACACUUAUGGACCAAAAGAAUACUCCAGUCACCGGACCAACCUUGGCACCACAAUGAUGCAGCCUUUUGAGCCUGCAGCCGCCUAGAAUCAUGUGUGUUGCCAUCUUGGAAGUUACUUUAGUGCAGAGCGAAGAAGAGACUGACGGAGACGGGAAGAGAGGCCAAAGGUCCGUCGAGUAUCUCAUCCAAAGGACUUGAGACCACUCCUCACUCCACGUUGGAGAUCUGGUUGGAGGCAUCCGUUACCACGGAGACCUAGAGCGCGCCAUAUGCUGCUGUGGUGGGGUGGACUUUUAUGGAGUUAUUGCUGUCAUAACCAGCAUUGUUUGCUGGGUCGCCUUUUGUUAUUUUUCUUUUUAUCCCUCUGUAUCAGAGCGGAUCCCAUAGUCCUGCUCUCAAGCAGUAGUUAAAUAAUAACUGCAAUAAUAACUAACGAGCAUAAAGACUGACUCAUCAUCAGGAAAUAACAUUUAGGAUUCACACACACACACACACACACACACACACACACACACACA